Schistocerca serialis cubense is the source of this 1410-nucleotide messenger RNA. RefSeq names its product piggyBac transposable element-derived protein 3-like. The coding region runs from base 1 to 1410 and encodes 469 amino acids. The record is from RefSeq and is a predicted model, not a curated record. Gene Ontology annotation, molecular function: sequence-specific DNA binding. Lineage: Eukaryota; Metazoa; Arthropoda; Insecta; Orthoptera; Acrididae. The transcript has a single exon.
AUGUUUUCAACCGUCCUUCCAGAAGGACGUCAGGGUAAUAUGUUGUCAUUUUGCAUUCACAGAAAAGGAUGUACACUGAUGGAACUUUUGGACAUGUUAGAAUCAAAAGAUGAGGAAAUACCUAAUACUGGUGUGAAUGUAACAUCACACCCUCCUCUAAAUUCAACUGAUGACAUAACAGAUGAAGAUUCGGGUGCUGAAGAAAAUCCAAGUGGAGAUAAAUUAACAGCAAGUCAGUUCAAUGCUACUGCGCUUUGUGAUUUAGCCAUUUCUACCAAUGGUAAUGCUGUGAAUGCAACAAGGAAACAAUCCUUUACCUCUGAUGUUGUUCCAGGACCCUGCAGCAGUACAAAAACAGCAACAAUAACAACAACAACCACAAACAAACCAGCAAGGCUAUCAAAGAAUAAAAUUCUAAACCUCAAGAAAUAUAACUGGAAAAGUGGUGAAAUAGUUGAUCCAACAAUUGUAUGGCCUCUAAUGUUAACAGUUGCAAUGAAGGAAGGGCGAAUACUGCUUGAAUAUUUCCAACAGUUUUUUGCUAACGAAGUGCUUCAAAUGAUGGUCACUUACACAAAUCAGUACGCAGCCAAGAGAAAUAGAGUAGGUGAUUGUUCAGAAGAUGAUAUGUUGGUGUUUAUUGCCAUACUUCUGCUAAGUGGAUACGUAACAGUGUCAUGCAGAAAGAUGUACUGGCAAUCAGAUAAAGACAGUCACAAAGACCUCGUAACAAAUGCCAUAUCCAGAGAUCGAUUUGACUUUAUCUUUUCCAAUUUGCAUGUAUGCAACAAUGACAAUUUAGAUAAAUCAGACCAUUUUGGGAAACUUCAUCCAUUACUGUGUAUGCUGAAUGAUAGAUUCAAACAAUUUGCACCUCACAUGCGGCAUCAUUCUGUCGAUGAAUCGAUGGUCUCAUACUUCGGAAGUCACGGGUGCAAACAAUUCAUAAAAGGGAAACCAGUCCGAUGCAGGAUCAAAUUUUGGUGUGGAGGCAAAAGUGGUGGAUAUAUUAUUUGGCUCGAACCCUACCAAGGAGCUGGCACAUGUGGUAAGGAUUAUGAAAUGAAAGGUAUGGGGUACAGUAUGGUAAUGACUUAUGUUGACCAGUUACUUCAACAUGUUCCAUAUCAAAUAUAUUUUGAUAACCUCUUUACCAGCGUUGAACUACUACAUGACCUAAAAGAGAGGGGCAUGGAAGCAACAGGAACAAUAAGAGGAAACAGAGUUAAGAAUUGUACUCUAUCAUCUGUAGAUAAAAUGAUAAAAGAAACUAGAGGAUCAUAUAAAGUUUGUUCUGACUCACCAUCCGGGAUUUCCAUUGUACGUUGGAAUGACAACAAUGUUGUUACUGGAGCCACCAACUUUGACAGAGUGCAACCACUAUGCUUUGAAGCAAUAUUUUCCAGGUAA